UGACAGGCAAGGGGGAGGGGAAGGCGACAAGGAUACGGCCAGUUUGGCUAGGUAAACAGCCUACCCGUGACCACCAAUCCACCAGGGAUGUCGGGCUGCAGAGCGGAGGUGUAGCGGAUAUUCAGAGAGUACCCACUAGUAAAAGUGGAGUACGAAUAAAUAUAGAACAGGGGGAUCGAUAAUUAUUCUGUGCACUGGAGGGUAAAGGGGGAAUCCCGGCACCAGGAAGAGGAAGACGAGGAGGAAGCAAGAAAUCCCCUUGCCUACCUAAGGAAAGAAAGACGCGACAACUGUCACCUGGGCACUUAACGUGCAGAAGGUGGCGGAGUAGAUCGUCUGAUUCCAUCUGGGGCGUCCACCUCUGUUCUCGGAGGUGCCUUUAAUGCAUAUGAAAAGGAAAUCGGCUCAAAGAAGCAGACACAUUUAUCCAAAGUGACUUACAAAUUGCAGUGCAUGAAGACAAAUUCAAGGGCAGCAAUACAGAUGCUAAGUAAGCCCCCUCCACCCUUUCCCCAAUGCCAUGGAGAAAUAUGAGAAACUUGGCAAAAUUGGGGAGGGGUCAUAUGGUGUUGUCUUCAAGUGCCGCAACCGAGACACAGGGCAGAUAGUAGCUAUCAAGAAGUUUGUGGAGUCAGAAGAUGACCCUGUUAUCAAGAAGAUUGCCCUGCGAGAGAUCCGCAUGCUCAAGCAAUUGAAACACGUCAACCUGGUGAACUUGUUGGAGGUGUUCCGCCGGAAGAGGAAGCUACACCUUGUCUUUGAAUACUGUGAGCAGACGGUCCUGCACGAGCUCGACCGGCAUCCCCGUGGGGUUCCAGAAGGUCUUCUUAAGAGCAUUGUGUGGCAGACUUUGCAGGCUGUCAACUUUUGCCAUAAACACAAUUGUAUCCAUAGAGAUGUUAAGCCUGAGAAUAUUCUCAUCACCAAGAAUGGAGUCAUCAAGCUUUGUGACUUUGGCUUUGCCCGCAUUCUUACUGGUCCAAGUGAUGACUAUACAGACUAUGUGGCAACCCGCUGGUACCGUGCCCCCGAGCUACUUGUAGGGGACACCCAAUAUGGUCCUCCUGUAGAUGUCUGGGCCAUUGGUUGUGUUUUCGCUGAACUUCUGUCAGGAAAUCCUCUAUGGCCUGGCCGGUCAGAUGUGGACCAGUUGUACCUUAUCCGUAGAACCCUCGGUGACCUGAUUCCACGGCAUCAGCAGGUGUUCCGAUCCAAUAUGUUCUUCAGUGGAGUGAAUAUCCCUGAUCCGGACACAACGGAGCCCCUAGAGAAACGUUUCCAUAAUGCCUCCCCACAGGCUCUUUGUGUGAUGAAGGCCUGCUUAGUAAUGGAUCCAGCUGGCCGCAUGUCUUGUGAGGCGUUGCUGGACCUGCCCUACUUUGAAAGCCAGCGAAUUGAUGAAGCAGAUAAUGGAGCUCGGGACACUGACCGCACUAAAGGCAAACAUGAAAAGGCCAUACGGCGGAGGGCUCUGAUGCAGCACCUGCCCCAGCUGGCAGGCAGCAAUGUGUCUCCACCUCCAGAUUUGAAGAAGCAGGUUAAAAAGUUUGACCAUCACCUCCCUAACAUUUAACGGCGGUGGUCACAAGCCUUCACUCUCUGUAUACGGAACAGCUGGAAGAGUCCGAGCUCCUGGCAGUGCUGAAGUGGACCACAAUAUAACAUAGCGUGGACCUCGUUCCCUUAAUGGCUUAUGAUAUAAAAAGGGACAACUGAAAAUAUAAUGAACUUGCAAACCAAUACACAUCAAAUCACACAAUUUGACCAAAAGCCCACAAAGUCCUAAAUCCCACUGACCUCUCAUUAAGUUAGCUGACCCCUGUCCCCCAUUUAUAAAGUACACUUGGCAGACUGAAGCAAACUGGGAGAAAAACGCCGAGGUUAUACUGUAUCUCCCAUUUUGAAAAUCCUAUACCUGCUGUAAAGAAUAUUAUUCAGUCACACUGACAUGAAGAUGCCCCGUCCCAUCACACCAAUGCUUAUGCGAUCUGAAAUUGGGGCAGGUGCAUUUCAUCUUAGGAGUCCUUUCUUAUUUAAUCAUUUUUUUUUUUUUUUUACAACUAACAGUGUUUGAAAACCACUCCAUGUAAUACCUGAACAGUCAUCCCCAUAAGAAAAGCAUAAGAAUUAGUGUUAAUCUGCCAUAUUGGAUAAGUUAAAGCAAAGGGCAGCGUACCAAUAGGAAAAGAUUGUAGCUGACAAGAUACUCUUCUGUAUCGCUCCACACCAUGUUCCAGCACCCCCUUAGGCGUGCUUAUGACUGUGUCACUUCAUAAUUGUGACCUGCCUGUUCACCUGAUGUGGCAUCAGCACAUCUGUAAUGUUGUCUUAACACUGAGGGGAGAUGCCUUCGAGAAGAUGAGUGUGUGUCCUUGGUGGCCCUCAAUGUCCAAUGUGUGUUACACUAGACAUUCUGUUUUUGGCAGCUGUCUUGUUAUUUAAAUAGUUUUUUUCUGUAAAUGGGAACAUUUCUGCUUAGCCGUUUAAACCUCUUUGUAAAAAUUUUCCACAGUUAACCAUGAAAGUAAAACAUUGAAAAGAAAAACGAGUCUGAAUGUUUCAUUUUUGAGUUUUUGUUACUGGUAACAUUAUAUUCAAAAUAUUUGCUUCUAUCAAGCUGUCUGUAAUGUAGUUUUCAUAUCUAUUUUGAAAUAGUGCCUUUUAUAUCUAUUACGUCUUUCCUGUUUACGUCUCAUGCCUUCUACAUGACUUCAUCUAUGUUUCUGCUAAUUAUGUAUUAACCCUUAUGUCCAUCAUAUCUUUCUAAUAUCAUGCCUACAAUGUCUAAAAAUGUGCCUUUUAUAUCUAUCUAUUAUAUAGUGCCUUUCAUAUACACAUAGUGUCUUUUACAUCCAUCUAGUUUAUUACCUUCACAUCUGUCUAAUAAAGUAUAUUUUAUAUUUAUCUGUGUAUCUAUCAUAUAGUGCCCUUUAUACACUUUUUUUAUCUGCCUAAUAUUGCACCUUUCACAUCCAUACAUCUAUGUAUCUAUUAUAUAGUGCCUUUCAUAUCCAUCUAUCAUAGAGUGCAUUUUCUAUCUAUCUAAUAAAGUGGCUUCAACACCCACUGUAGCUUAAUAAAGUGUGUUUUAUAUUUAUCUAUCUGUGUAUCAAUCUGUCAUGCACUGCAUUUCAUAUCUGUAUACAGUAUUAUAUGGUACCUUUCACACCUUAUCUAAUAAAGUGCCUUUUAUAUUUA
Polypterus senegalus (gray bichir) is the source of this 3198-nucleotide messenger RNA. Its product is annotated as cyclin-dependent kinase-like 1. The transcript is spliced from 11 exons. Gene Ontology annotation, biological process: protein phosphorylation. Lineage: Eukaryota; Metazoa; Chordata; Cladistia; Polypteriformes; Polypteridae. Gene Ontology annotation, cellular component: nucleus. The coding region runs from base 521 to 1573 and encodes 350 amino acids. Gene Ontology annotation, molecular function: cyclin-dependent protein serine/threonine kinase activity; ATP binding. The record is from RefSeq and is a predicted model, not a curated record.